This is a messenger RNA of Anopheles stephensi (Asian malaria mosquito), 11058 nucleotides long. It is a transcript of the gene sgg, whose product is annotated as glycogen synthase kinase-3 beta. NCBI's taxonomy places the organism in Eukaryota, Metazoa, Arthropoda, Insecta, Diptera, Culicidae. The transcript has 10 exons. The record is from RefSeq and is a predicted model, not a curated record. Gene Ontology annotation, molecular function: protein serine/threonine kinase activity; ATP binding. The coding region runs from base 329 to 2923 and encodes 864 amino acids. Gene Ontology annotation, biological process: protein phosphorylation; negative regulation of canonical Wnt signaling pathway; signal transduction. Gene Ontology annotation, cellular component: cytoplasm; nucleus; cytosol.
CUCUUGACAGACAACACUGGUUCGCGGUUUUGCUCGCAGUUUCGACGAAGACACGCGUACGAUUGGAAGUGUUUCGCGCGCGCGGUCUCUCUGCCUCUGUACGAACGCAGAACCGCACGGAGGAAACAGUGAACAACCUAGCAAGCCAAGCCCCAUAGCAACAGCGUGCGUGUGUGUUUGUUGCUCUAAUCUCCUUAAACAGUGUGCAAUACAAAUAGCAAGUGACAGUGUCCUACUGCACCACGAAAAGCUUCGAGGCAAAGAAGAGUGCUCGCGGUGUUUUCGGCUAAUCUCCAGAACGGUGCCAUAAUUGUCCGCACGAAAUAAGAUGGCAGCAGUAGCAAGCACGGUACAGGAAAUGAAUGAUAGUGUAAGUGGUGGGAUGGUAGGAACGGCCAAAUCGUCGUCCACAGCAACAGUGCCAAUCAUUACGCUUCCGGGAGUGUUUCGAAGACGCAUCGAGAAUCUGAAGCACAAUAGUGAGUGUGAAAAUGAUGAGCAGCGCCACAACCAGACGCUACCGUCGUUUGCCGACGCCAAGAUGGCCGCCUCCGAUUCCGGCGUGUUCCUUUCGAUGCAGGACAUCGAUCGUGAUCCACCGGGUAGUGGAACUGGCAGUAUUAUUGGCAUGUCCCGCCUGGUGUCAAACGGAGGUGGCAGCUCUGGUGCUCGCUCCAAGGAGCCUACGCCUCGGUUGGACCGCGAUCGUUGUACGACGCUGGAAGCGAAUAAUAUCGGUGGCAAAGCAGCGGAACGUGAACUGCAGCGAAAGGUCGUGCAGGAAGAGGAAGACGAGCCCAGGGAUGGGAACGAUAACGGUGUAGAUAACGACGAUGAGGAGGAAGUCGGCAUAACGAUGCGACUGGGUAAGAAGAAGCCAGAGCUGCGACUGAUGAAGGAUCGCACCUGCCAGAGCCUGCCGGACGUGAACAGUCCACGACCGAAAGCGCUACCGAAGGUAGUGACCGCCUGUGAUAGCACCGACACGGAUGGGUUCGGUGAGGCCGAUGACGACGACGAAGACGACAACGAGAGCGACGUCAAUCAACUAUCCGCACCGGUACGACCUAGUGAUACGGGUGGCACAUCGGCAAUGGCUCCAAUAGUGGAGCAGCCGACCGGGAGUGGCAGCAGUGGUGAGGAAGAUACUGUCACUGCCGCCACUGCUACCGUGAUUCUCCCUGCUCCGAGCAAUCCGCUAGUGGGGCCACAGCUUCCCGCACCUGGGCCGCCGCCACUUGACCCGAACGUGCUGCAAGUGUUCGCCAUCGAUCCCAAACUAAUCAACAAGUACGAUGGAUUAGAGCAAACGCUUUACUACAUCGACGAAAACGGCAGUCCCAAGAUUCGCGAGAAGUACGCCCUCCAGCGCCAGUUGGCCGAAGAGAAGCGGCAACGCAAGCAGCAGAAGAAGCUCGAGCGAGCGGCCAAGUACGGUGGUUCGCUUGACGGAGAGCCACCGGUGCAGUGUUCCUGCUUCAGCUUUAGCCGAUUGUCCCGCAAACUCAAGGAGAUGUGUAAGGACGGUUCCAAAGUGACGACGGUUGUAGCUACACCCGGACAAGGUCCAGAUAGACCACAGGAAGUAUCAUACACAGAUACUAAGAUAAUUGGCAAUGGAAGCUUCGGCGUCGUCUUCCAGGCGAAACUCUGUGAUACGGGCGAGCUGGUCGCCAUCAAGAAGGUGUUACAGGACAAACGAUUUAAGAACCGUGAACUACAGAUCAUGCGACGACUAGAACACUGUAACAUCGUUAAGCUAAAGUACUUCUUCUACUCCAGUGGCGAAAAGCGUGAUGAUUUUCCCUUGGACAUGGGACUAUUCGCCGGUGCCUUGCAGUCGCAGAAAGACGAAGUUUAUCUGAACUUAGUGCUCGAAUAUAUCCCAGAAACGGUUUAUAAAGUCGCCCGUCACUAUGCUAAGAACAAAUUAACGAUACCUAUCAACUAUAUCCGAAUUUACAUGUAUCAAUUAUUCAGAAGUCUUGCUUACAUCCAUUCGCUCGGUAUCUGCCACCGUGACAUCAAACCACAGAACCUGCUGCUCAACCCGGAGACGGCAGUCCUGAAGCUGUGCGACUUUGGCAGCGCCAAGCAGCUGCUGGACGGUGAACCGAAUGUGUCGUACAUUUGCUCCAGAUAUUACCGAGCUCCGGAGUUGAUAUUCGGCGCCAUCAAUUACACCACCAAGAUCGACGUUUGGAGUGCGGGAUGCGUGCUAGCAGAGCUGCUGCUUGGACAACCGAUCUUCCCGGGCGAUUCGGGCGUCGACCAGCUGGUGGAAAUCAUCAAGGUUCUUGGCACUCCGACACGAGAACAGAUCAAAGAGAUGAAUCCCAACUACACGGAGUUCAAAUUCCCGCAGAUCAAAAGUCAUCCAUGGCAAAAGGUGUUCCGGACACGCACCCCACCGGAAGCAAUUGCACUGGUUUCCCGCCUGCUGGAGUACACACCGGGCACGAGAAUCACGCCGAUGCAGGCUUGCGCCCAUCCGUUCUUCAACGAACUGCGGGAAGGCAGCAAGUACCUACCGAAUGGUCGCGAGUUUCCGCCAUUAUUCAACUUCACCGAGCAAGAGCUUGCCAUUCAGCCGAGUCUGAACCUGAUUCUGAGGCCCAGAAACCAAAACGAGGCAGCAUCAAAGGCUGGCCAGUCGUCGAGCGGUUCGAUGGAAGGUGGCAGCGGAAGCAGUGGCAAUGGCGGCGCCGGUGUCGGCAGUUCGUCUGGCAGCGGUGUCGGCGGUAGCGGCGUCGGAGCUGGCGCCAGUAGCACGAGCGAUCCGACCAACCUGGCGCAGCAAUCGUGCAGUGGUGCAGCCGGUGGUGCCAGCGGUAGCGGCGUCGGAUCGGAUGACAUGACUGCCGCCAGUGGGGGCGAUGCGAACACCUGCCAGCCUACGGCAGCCACCUCCUCGAUGGGUUAGCUUUAAUCGUGUACGUUUCGAUCAUCCAACACAACAGCGAGCAGCGACGGUAGGCGAAACCCUGCAGGCGCACCCGCUAUGCUGCGGACGGCAAAGUUAGAAAGCAAAGAAUAUUAGUCCCGAGAGAAAAACGCCUCCGCGGAAGGGAGAUGUCCACAAGCAGAAAGAGCCGCCGGUAGAACAGGGGGCACGCAAAAUCAAUGAAAAGUGAACAGAAAAUUAAUAAUAGUAAAUAAAAUUGUGUGCGCGCGGCGUAGCAGUGUGCGUAGGCAGGCAGGCUCUAGGAUGAUAUGGGACGAUAUGAAACAAGCAAGAAAGCAUCCAACAUUCGGCCUGUGUUGUCGGACAUGGAAGACGAUAGGGAAGCAGGACUCUAGUGUGCAAACCGAAGAGACAGGAAGAAAGGAUACCGCGCACUCAACACGACACGGGAUAACGCAAUGUGUGUGUGUGUGCGCGCAGAGGAGUAAUAUGUGUGUGUGUAAAAGUUUAAUGUUAAAAUUAUUUUUAAUUAUUAUUUAAAGGAAAUCGUAUCCUCGGGUUGGAAUACAAUUAAUGUAUCGAUCGCCGAGCAGAAGAGAGAGUGAGGAAAAACCGAUGUGUGAAGCAAACAAACUGGAGAAUCGUUCGUAAUGGUGUCCGACGAAAACAAACAGAACAAACAGGUCGAAGAGCAAUGUGGUUUGUGUAGUCAAAAAAGAAAAAUGCUUCGAGCGAUCGCGUUUUGUUUCGUUGCAAAAUUGUUUAUACCUUUUCACCCCUUUUUUUACCUUCGAAUCAGUCUUCAGCGAUGUUUUAGAGCCAGUAGUAGAGGAAAGGAGGCGGCAGCAGAAAACAAAGGAGUGUGUGUAAAACCAUAUGAAACAGGUCUAUUUGGCGAUCGGCAAUGGAGUGUAGUGUGGAUUAGUGGUUGAAACAAAUGAAAACAGAAUUACCUCUGUUCUAGAAAAGCGUAAGCCAGCCACUCGUUCGUACACACCGAAUAAAACCAAUUUAAACAUAACAAUCAAGAAGACGACUACCACAACGGCUGCUGCUGCUGCUGCUGCAACACGCUCACCGCCUUUUGAGAGCUGAGUUUCGAACUGAAUGACGCGCGCGACGUGUAUUGCAUUGCGAUGAAUUGUAAGUACAUUUAUUCGCAACAGAUAGAGGAGAAUAUCUACGAAAUCAAACCAUAGGGCGCCCUCCCUCCCUCUGUAUCUGUCUGCAAAAGGAUAUGGGAAAAAGUUUAAUAAGGAAUCAUUUCCCACCCCCCUUUGCACCACUGUUGUAAAACCUCAACCUUCAGUGUAAUGUCUUCUGGUCGAGCUGUCUGUCCGGAAGAAUUGAUUUGCAAGAGCUAUGGUUAUAGCUAUAGCUAUAGAUUUAUGUUAGAUUUAUGCUUAACACGAUAGUCAAAUGCUGCUCACUAGCAAGAGCAGCGGGGGUUCAGGACUUGAUUCUAAAUAGUAAGCCUGGAAUCGUCUACGAAAGUCACCGGAAAUAGCCCUUAUCACACAGCCUAUCACACAAACACAAGCAUACUUUCAAAGAUACGAUACGCGGGGAGACGUUCCGUUUCAAUCACAGAUAGGCGCAACCUAGACAGAGGUUAGCAGAGAGCUCCUUUUUGUUUGUUUGUUCGCUCUUGCACUUCGGUUUGCUGAAAGUGGCGAAAUAUUUAAUUUUGUAGAGCAUUAUUGUUCUGAUCCACAACAGCGGCGUGUUUAAACGAAAGCGAGAGUCCUUUCACAUAAUAAACCAAUAUUCUAAGCCACAACAACCAUGUGUGUGUGCGUGUUCGUGCGUGCGGGGAGCGCCAGUAGGAAGAAUAAAGUAUAUAAAGUAUAUAUAUAGCUAAAAUCAUACCAACGCAGAAGCAACCAAGAAAGAAUGCUACAACUCCUCGGAGUGUUUUGCAAACAGAUGUGCAAUGAAGGGCAAUCUUUUGGCCGGUUUUUGUUGUUCUAGUUGUGUUUUACUUUUCGCAAAGGUUUGUCCCUCGUAGGUAAAGGGAGGAUUGGAUUGCACGAGAGGGUGGGGCGAAUACAAAUACCCUCAAGCAGAUGGAAGUCUCCCUGCCCGGACUGAAACGAGAAAUAGAGUAAAAGGCAUUACAAUCGUCUCCCCGCACACACACCAACAUGGUCCUUGUACAUUACAAUAGCGCUUACACGCUUUACUGGUCAUGAAGUCAUUCGCUGCAUCAUGGGAAUGAUUUCGCAAGGCUAACGACAGCGUGUUGUGGUCGGAGAUUUGGUUUUUAACCGGUAAGACAAAUCAUUAACACACACACGGGCACGGCAUGAGAUCGGAUGCGUAUUGUGGUUGAUGUGUUUGUAUCAAGCGACAGAGAAAGAUUUAAUCAUUGUAUAAAGCGACUCUACUCAAUAGUCUCUCCCGUCGGAACAUAUGUAAUACCGUAGAUAAGCUGCCAGUGAGUGCUGUGCGGCACAAAACUGUAGCAAAACCCCCACGACACAUCAAUACCGAAUUGAGUGUGUGUGUGUCAGUGUGCAUUGUUAAUGGCUGUUUGUCUCUUAUAUUUUUCACGUGUCUUGUACAGAGGAAGCGGAAAAGGGCGUUUUCCGGUGAAUGAUUCCUUUCUUUUUGUUUCUUUGUUUGUGACUCGUGGGUUCUCGCGGGAAGAAGGGUAUGGGGAAGACCAGUUUGCUAAACAAGGCCGUGAACGGGCGCGAAAGAUUAAAAUUGAUUUUUCAUUGCUGGACAGAAGACAGUUAGAUGGUAAAUAUAGACAACGGUAACUGGACAGAACAUAUGGCAUAUAAAUAUAUAAAUAAAUACAAAAGGUGAGAUAGCGGAAACACACAUAAACAGACACACGUAAGUGGUGGAAGAAAUGCUGCCAGCGUAGGGCGGCAACAUGAGAAAGUGUUUGCAGAUCGAUGGGACACAGUAUAUGUUUAAUCAAAGCUGAUAAAUUAUGAUUUUAAAUGGAAGAAAAUUAAAGAAAAAUACACACAAACACAUCCGUAAGCUGAGGCGACGAUGGGAGCAGUAAAACAAAGUAAAACAAAAGAAAAAAAGAAACACUUACAUACUAGAGAGAAAGAGAGAUAAAACACAGUAAGACGUAUAUGAGUAAAAUCUUUGUAGUAUAUAUAUAUAUAAAUAUAUAUAAAUAUAAUUAAUAAAAAUGGCAAGGAAAAUAUACAUACCACAGCUAUAAGAGUAAUUUAACGGCAUCAGCCGCGAAUUCAUUAGCGGCAAAGUUGAUGUGGAAAUCUGGUUGAAUUAUUAAUAUAUUUCACUCUUGACGCAUGCUAAGUAAACAGAGCGAAAGAGAGAGAGAGAGAGACCGGGGCUAAAUAAUGUAUGAUUUUUUAUGUUUUUGGGGUCGUAUGUGUUCUGGACUUCUUCGGCCCAGAGGCUCUUCAAGCAAGUUGGUUCUCAAUCGUUGCCCCACGGUGGCAAUAAAUGCGGUUUAAUCUUCCGUGUCCGUGCAGUUCGAGUGUUUAGGGAAGUGUUUCGUUUUGUUUCGUUUGUUUCGUUCGAGCCCCCGGUUGGAGUGGCAAUAAAAAUCGGACAGUAACACGAUAAAGAUUGCAAAAGAUUUUUAUUUAUAGACCUAUAUUAGUCACCUCUAUUGCUCUUAUUUAAAUAAUGCAAUCCAACAAAUUAGAAAGCAGAACAUAACACGAUUAGAGCAAAGAAAACAAAAAGAAAACAAAACAAAACACAAACUAGGGGGAGAAACAAGAUGGUAAAAAAUCAGCUAUAACAUUUCACUUAUACUCACAAGAACGUUUAAUAGUAAUCAACCACUCUCAACUAGCAAAAGACUUGAUAAAAGAGACAUGGGAAUGAUGUGCGAGGUGCAAAAAAAUUGUAGCAUAAUUUUCCGAGCAAAUCAGAGACGAGAUCAGCCGGGACGGACGAGUACGCAGUGCUGGCAUAUAGCAUAUAGCAGGAACUAAAUGGAACACAAAACACUUUGCAACACAUAAGCAUGAAAAUGAUGCCACUUAACACACGCAAACACGAAUAGUCUGUUUCCCAAAUGUUAUAGUAAAAACCCACACAAACACACAAGUUUAGCACACUACGGAAAAGCAAAAACGCAAAGGAGAACACCAAAUUUGGGAGUAAAAUUUGCCGUUAAAUUAUCCUCUAACACACACAUACACAAACACAAUAUAACACAAGUUCUUAGUACGUUCUCUAGCAGAGUAUGUAAGUGAAAAGAAGGCACCUUUCGAAGGACUAAUGGAACUUUUUGCAAUCCUAAUACCAUACCAGUCAUGUCUCCCCACACUUUUUAUGUCCAGGCAAAGCGAAACAGCAGCAAAACACAGAAAUGCAACAGUUGUGUGCAAACCAUAUUAAAAAAAGUGCAUUGUUAGAAACAAACAAAACGAAGAAAAGUUGAAAAAUAAAUUGAAAAAGUGACGAAUAAAAUUGAAAACGAGAAAAAAGGAAAAGCAAAGAAAAGAAAACCACUCAAAGAUAAAGAUGUAAGUAAAAUCUAUACAAUGCUAUACAAAAACCAACAAACAAACAAACAAACAAAACCCCCUAUGAUAUACUCCUUUAGAUUCAAUCUACUACACUGUGUCUGUGUAGGCGCGUGUAGAGAUGUUCGAAUUGGUGGAGUUGCAUAAAAGAGUGUUUUUUUUAUAUAUACUUUUGUUCUGAAUAUGUUUUUUUAUCUCUAAGCCAAUGGUGGUGAUCAUAGGGUACGGUUCGUAGUAUCCUUUAUAUAUGUGUGUGUUUUCUAAGUUUGUUUAUUUGUUGUCGCUCUUUUCAUUUAUUUAAUAUUCAUUUUUAAAGAAAAUGUUGAGAAAAGGGCUUGUUUCUUUUGUUUAUUUGCUAAAGUCUUAAUUUUUAUUGUAAUUUAGUGAACCUCAAUUGUUUGUUGUUUAUAUGUGCGUCCAGGUCCGUAAAGCCGAAUUUUAUUCCGAUACAAAUUAGAGAAAAAACAAGGACAAAAAGCACUUGUGGCACUUGUGGGGUGUGUUUCGUAGGGAAAACAAUAUUAAUACGGAUCGCUCUUAUCAUAAUCAUAUCCUGCUGCUGGAAUGGAUAUACAUACAUAUAUACAUGUAGUUCGGUAGCGGAACAAUGGAGCAAGAGAAGGAUUUUAUAUUUUCCUUUCGAACAGUCGAGAUAUCUAUAUACCAGCACCGAAUGUCCGUCGUACGUACGGUGUGUCUUUCCGAUCUCAGUAGCAUAGACCAUUAGUAGCAGUUGGAAGAAAGACACGCCAAAGCCCCACGUUACGCGUAACCGAAUGGAGAAGAAAUGAUCAAACCCAAAUAAAAGAAGGGUCCCCAACAACAGCAAGACGAGUUCUUGCUCCAAGUAGUAAAAUCUAUUGUUCAACCGAAAGGCGGAACACACGCACACUGAGAGCUGUUUGUUAAUGUACGAGCAUAGUAAGAUACAUGCACCACACAGACACACCACCAGAACACACACACAAUACAAUGAAGUUCGAACGAUAUUACGGAUUAUGCUACAAAGGGAAAAACAGAAACAAUAGCUUAGCACCAAAAUCCUUGUAGCCACGUGUUGUUAGCGGUAACGGUGUUGAUUGUGUGUAUGUGUGUGUGUGUGUUGUUUUGGUACAAGUGUGGUACCGCGUUUUGCUGUUAGUUUGAUUUUGAAAUUUCGAAAGGAAUUCAAUUAAAAAAUACAAAGGACAACAACACACGCGCAAACGCACGCACACAUAAAACACUAUCCGGAUUACUAGAUUGUAGAAGGCGCACCCUGUGAACAACGUGGUAAAGCAGUGCUUAGUGUAGAUCAGAAGAAGCAAAGGAGCGAGACAGAAGAGUACGAUCUCGUUUCCAUACUUACACAAAAUGUGGAUGUGUGUAGUAGGCAAUGGUGCAAAUAUGCCGAUGUAUGAGUUGAAUAUAAAUAGUAGGAAAAUAGCAUCCAUAAAGCAGUGCAAGCAGUGUAUCACAAUCAGCAAAACCAAAAAACAAGGAAAAUCACUCAAACGCACGCACACCCUUCUAACAAAAAUAGUAUACUUGUGUUUGUGUAUUGAAGAAAAGGAGAAUAGUAAUAGCCGGCCGUGAGUCCUUUCGAUCAGGCGAACAGUGAAUGAACCAUAACCAGAGAUCAGAGUGUGCUUGAGUCUCAUCUCGGCUACUAAUGCUGACUUGAGGUACUUAAAGCCAUCUCUUACUAAAAUAGCGACUAAACGCUCUGCUACUAAGGAAGGAAACAAUAGCGGAUGUCCUUUUCCAUGCUACAGGCACUCAUCACUCAUACACGCGCAGGCACUCACACACAAGCAAACUAUAACAAUGAAAGGAAUUUGCAGUUCAAAUACAAUAGCUAAAGAAAAUUCAUUCUAACGAGCGUGAGCCAGGACGAAAAACAGAUAGCAAACUGAAAGCUGUUGCUAUGGUUUUCCCGGUUGGUUUUUCGCUUCACUAUUUAACAAAGGAGCUUUGAUGAUGGUAUUAACCUUUCCUUCUAUUUCUCUCUCUCUUUCCCUCGCUCGAAUAGAGUUGCGAGUUGCGAAUUUUAUCAGUAGAAAAGAGUGAUGUUUUGGCAAAAAUCAAACAGUUGUUGUUAUUUUUACACACAUACACACUCCCAUACAACAGUUGAUAAUCGCAGUGUGCGUGUGCCUGUCCUGUGAGUGCUUGUUAACGCGCAUGUAUCUUUGUGGUUGUUUAGUUUCAUCUUCUUCUCUCUAGCAACAGUAGCGUUUAAAUGGCUUCUUCCUCUAGCUGAAGAAGGCGAAGAAAACGAAGAAACAGCCAGAGAAAAAAGUAAAAAAAAGUUCUAAAAAACCAUCUAAAAGUAAAAAGGACCAGAACAGUAAAAUGAAAAACAAAACAAAGCAAAAAACGCUCAAACCGCACGUGGAAAGCGAAGCAAAAAAAAAAACAAAAAAGAAAAAUUUAAAUUUGUAGCAGUAGCGGUUAAACACACUGUGAAGGUCGAUUGCGUUUGGUGGGUUUUUUUUAGUUUUUAGUUAACUAAAGGGAGAAAAAAACAGACAAAAUAAGGUAGCACCGAGCUGAGAGAAAAAAAAAAACAAAAAAAAACUACUUAAAACAAUGAAAAACCCAAACAAAAGUAUGUAUGCGAAAUCUUCUGUUAGAUAUGAUCGUCAGACACGUACAGUCACACAAACACUUUUAUAUAUAUAAAAACUAAGUUUCCAGUUUUCCGUACCCAGUAAAAACAAACAGCUCUUUUUGUGUAAGAAUUGAACGGUGAGAUUUACGGUGAGAACAAAACCGAAACGAAAAAACAAAAGAAAAAAGGAACAAUAUAGAAAGGAACAGUAAGUUUGUUCAUUUCCUCCAAACUCACUUCUACAACCGCUCCAUUACUCUUCUUGAAUCGGUUUAUUUUUAUACAUUUACCUCUACCGGAACUUGAUUCAAGCUAGUAAAAUGACUAAGUAAAUGAAUGAAUGAUAGAGAGACCGGUACUAGAACCAGUAUCUAAGUACAACACGCACGCACGCAUUAUUUGGGUUACGAGCGAAUGGGGGAAAAGUGUGGGAUGGAGAAUGGGAAACAGAGGAAGCAAAAGACCCGAUUGCGAAACAGCAAACAAACACCCAGAAAAGUCGAAAAAAGCAAAUGGGAAAAUGGGAAAAAAGGGAAGAAUGCAUGAAGAAUAAAACAGAUAAGCAAAUAAACGAUUCAUUAUGCAAGUUGAGAUGAAGAGGAGCAAAGAUGAUGCCGCUCGGAACAAAACGCAUCGAUCGAACAUCGUACGAUAGUGGCUAACAAUGGGAAAGGGACUAGUGGAAGGGACGGGUGGAAAACCAGGGUUAUGAGGGUUGAAGGUGAACGGCAAAAAAGGGUGAAAAACAAAGGGCGAGCGUGAAUCAGUUUUGUAAAAACGUGUAUGUUUGUUAUAGCUUAUAGUAAAGUCGAAGAAAGAGAAACGAUAGUGCGUAUAUGUGGUUCAAGGGCAGAAAAAGGUCAUCCGACUGGUGAUGUCUGGUGCGUUGGUGUGAUCUACUAACAUUCUAGGUCCGCCAAGCACUCGCAGCAUCGUCGAGGAGUAUGUCGGUGAUCGGUGAAGAAGGAUUCGAAGAACAAAAGGGAAUAAACGAACAGUAUCGCUAUUAACAAGAUAGGAAUGGACUUAAGGUAAUAUGGCAUUGAGCGUAACAGAUAAUUGCAAUAAAUGUUAUAACGAAAAAA